This is a messenger RNA of Morone saxatilis (striped sea-bass), 837 nucleotides long. RefSeq names its product histone H4. NCBI's taxonomy places the organism in Eukaryota, Metazoa, Chordata, Actinopteri, Moronidae. The record is from RefSeq and is a predicted model, not a curated record. Bases 93 to 404 code for a protein of 103 amino acids. Gene Ontology annotation, biological process: nucleosome assembly. Gene Ontology annotation, molecular function: structural constituent of chromatin; protein heterodimerization activity; DNA binding. The transcript has a single exon. Gene Ontology annotation, cellular component: nucleosome.
GUGUGUGUGUUCAAUCACGUCCUCAGUCAGGAGUUAAGUAGUGGGACAGCGGAGAGAGAGAAACAUUGAUAUCAAACACUUGACACGUUAAAAUGAGCGGAAGAGGAAAAGGAGGCAAAGGACUCGGUAAAGGAGGCGCUAAGCGGCACCGUAAAGUCCUCCGUGAUAACAUCCAGGGAAUCACCAAGCCCGCUAUCCGCCGUCUGGCUCGCCGCGGUGGAGUGAAGCGUAUCUCCGGUCUGAUCUACGAGGAGACCCGCGGUGUGUUGAAGGUCUUCCUGGAGAAUGUGAUCCGUGAUGCCGUCACCUACACCGAGCACGCCAAGAGAAAGACCGUGACCGCCAUGGAUGUGGUUUAUGCUCUGAAGAGGCAGGGACGCACUCUGUACGGCUUCGGAGGUUAAACCCGUUAUUGAUCCACUGAACCAAAGGUCCUUUUAAGGGCCACACACACUCUCACAAAGAGACACAGUCCUGGUUCAUUAUAUGAAGACUUAUAUUUACUAUGUUUUAAAGUGGUUGUUAAUUUGGAGGUUUAGAUAUAAACCUUAAAGCAGAGUUUAUUAUAUAAUCUAUGAACCGUAACAUACAGGUAAUCUGUAACUAAUGUUUAUCACAUCCUUCAUGUAUAAUCUCCUGACUCAAUGUAUAGUAACUGAACACUAAAACAUUUGUAUGUUGCACUACAACACCAUCUGACUCUGUUGGUUUAACUGAAUAUUUUGAAGACUGAGGGAAGUUUAGUGUUGUAAUUAUCUGCACUCAUAUAUUUUUAGUUGUACAACAUCAGGACUCCACUCAACAGAUGUGCUUUUGAAUGUACCACAAUUAAAUUAA